AUGAGCAAGCUGUCCAAGGUCGCCGCCUGCUCUUCAAUUCCUCCACCAGUCCGAAUCACAAUCAGGACUGCUACCAUUCAAACGAGAUGCAAAUCUACCACCACUGUCAAUUCAACACCAAGGCAAGUCCUCUCUAAGAGGUAUCUCGCCCAAGUCCGUCCAGAGCCUCUCUCCGAGCUCUGGUUUACUUCCUCCUCCCCAAGGUCUGGUCCCGAAGAUGAACUGCUAGGGUCCAGUCCUCUGCGAUCUGGAGGCGCAGAGGACCAUCAGCCUCCAGAUGAACGCUUGAUCAAGCUGGGCAAGACUUUGCGCAUUUUAUCUCCACUCCUCCCCAACAUCUUGACUACUCCUCUUCCACCAGACAUCCUCUCGCCUAAUAUCACAUUACAUCUAUUUCCAUCUACACACCCACACUUACCUGCUGUGAAAGGCAGGGUCGCGUACCGUGCGGCACUAUGGACCGCACCCGUUGCUUGGGGCUGCAUACCCAUUGUGGGCAAUGUGAAAUUAAAUGUCAUAUCUGAGAAGAUUGUCCGGACUGGCUUUUCAUAUGCCGUCCCCGUAGAUGAGAAUGAUCCAUCAGCUUCAGAUCUUGGUGAAGAGAAGUUGGUGGUACGGUGGAAGACUGAGCCGAAGCAGAAUGGAAACGGCAACGGUCACGGCCAUGCUACAGCAGGAGCCUCGACAUCGAGCGCCGCACGAUCAAACAGCCUGUCCAACGGCGGCACUAACGGUGGGCUUUCGAAAUUGCUAGGUGGUGACAAACCCAUCUUCAACAUUAACAAGGAAGACGGGUUCAGUGGUCUCUUCAUUUUCACAUUUGACUCCAAAGGCCGAGUUGCGAGCCAUACGAUCGAGCACGCGGAUGAGAACAACGGGUUCGACAAGACCAACAAAGUCGUCACAUUGACCGACUGGCUACUGGGAAAAGCGAAAUGGAAUCGAGGUCGAGAGAAGGAGCAGGAACUCAUCCCCGGCCUGGCAAUGCGGGUGUGCCGAGACGAGUGGAACAUCCAACGACGUUUCCCCCACGGCAGCGACUGA
This is a messenger RNA of Exophiala bonariae, 1044 nucleotides long. RefSeq lists its product as uncharacterized. NCBI's taxonomy places the organism in Eukaryota, Fungi, Ascomycota, Eurotiomycetes, Chaetothyriales, Herpotrichiellaceae. Bases 1 to 1044 code for a protein of 347 amino acids. The record is from RefSeq and is a predicted model, not a curated record. The transcript has 2 exons.